AUGAAAAGCUUAAAUAAAUCUCAAUCUUCAGAUGUGUCCAGUGAGGAUGAUGAAGCUUAGUUAAGAGACUUCAAAAUACAGAUUAUUGAUGAAGAAUCUUCGAUUAUAGAUCAACCUUUUUCAAAUGAUGAAAGCACAAUUAAGAUUGAAAUAGACAGUUUGUAGAAUAACUAAGGCCAAUUAUUAGAAAAUGAAUAGCCGGAGCAGUCAUUUUAUUAGAAAUCCGUUCUUGAUGAAAUAACAGAGACAAUCAAAGGAGGAUAGAAAACCAAAAAGAGAAUAUGUUGGCAAAAACUAAGUCACAAACCUUUAAAAAUAUUUGAUAGAUAGGCUCUAUAAGAGAUUGAAAAUGAUUAGCUAACCAAAAAACAAGCAGAUAUUCAUCAAAAUGAAAUUUAACUUCCUAGAAGUGUUAGUAACAUAUUCCCUAAAAAAUCUAUUUCAUCAAGGAAUAAUGCUAACAGUGGAGUUUAAAGUUCUCACAGACAGCGCAGGUUUGAUAUGAAGACGUAGGAUUAGCAGUUUAUAAUCAAACCACUCAUUAAAAUAAAACAUUAGCAGUAAAAUAGUGGAGAGAAUCCAAAACUUCAAAAGCAAUAGAGUCAAUAUUUUUAGAAUAGAUAUUACUCAAAUAACUUCCUCUAGAAAGAAGCGGAUGAAGGCAUAUAAAAGCAAAUCGUAAGUCAAGAGAAGAAUGAUAAAUUCAAACUUUAAAGUUUAAUCCCUGACUUAUUGAAAUCAAUCAUCAAAGACAAAUAGAGGUAUAGUGACCUUAACAUGAAAAUUAGACACUCUCUUGAUAAAAGUAAAUGGAAAGUUAGUAAGAUAUUGCCAGAAAUGAAGUUACAGCAAAGUAAAUGCGACAAUAGAUCUUCUUUAUAAAAUUAUAAGUCAAUGAUAUUGAUGUAGAGUGCUGAUGCUAUUGUCGAUAAAAAAUAAACUGAUUAAAUGCAGUUGAAUAAUUUAAGUUGA
Messenger RNA from Stylonychia lemnae, 972 nucleotides. Lineage: Eukaryota; Ciliophora; Spirotrichea; Sporadotrichida; Oxytrichidae. The record is from the annotation of a GenBank genome assembly.